AUGGAAGGCGCCCUGCUCUGUGCCGCCAACUACGCGCCGCUCACGCCCAUCUCUUUCCUCGAGCGGGCCGCGCUCGUGUACCCGGACCGCCACGCCGUGGUGUCCGCCGCCGGCGACGCGCCGCCCCGGACGUGGAGAGAGACCCGGGACCGCUGCUUCCGCCUCGCCGCCGCCCUCGCCGGUCUCGGCGUCCAGCGCCGCGACGUGGUCGCGGUCUUCGCGCAUAACAUCCCGGCGAUGUACGAGCUGCACUUUGCGGUGCCGAUGGCCGGCGCCAUCAUUUGCGCACUCAACUCGCGUCUCGACGCAGCCAUGGUCUCCGACCUGCUGCAGCAUUCAGAGGCCAAGGUCGUCUUCAUCGACGCUGCACUGCUCGGGGUCGCCCAGGAAGCCCUUCACCUCAUGUCCGUUGCAGGCGUCAGGGCCCCCGUUGUCGUCCUCAUCAGAGGCGAGGUCUCAACGUCGUCGACAACUCAGCACGACUACGAGGAGAUGGUGAGCGGGGGAGGGUCUCCCGAGUUCGCGGUGCAGUUGCCGGCGGACGAGAACGAGCCGAUCGCGCUCAGCUUCACGUCCGGGACGACAUCCCGGCCCAAGGGCGUGAUCUACAGCCACCGCGGCGCGUACCUCAACAGCCUCUUCAGCGUGCUGCUCAACGAGAUGGCGUCCAAGCCGGUAUACCUCUGGACGGUGCCCAUGUUCCACUGCAACGGCUGGUGCAUGACGUGGAGCGUGGCGGCGCAGGGCGGCACCAACGUUUUCCUCCGCAAGGUCACCGGCGCCGCCAUCUUCGACGCCAUCUGCCGCCAUGGCGUCACCCACAUGGGCGGCGUGGCCACCGUGCUGUCCAUGAUCGUCAACACCGCCCCGGAAGAUCGGCGGCCGCUGCCGGCAGGAAAGGUGUCCGUUGUGACAGGCGGCGCGCCUCCGCCGCCGACGGUGCUUUCCGGGAUGGAUGAGCUCGGGUUCCUGGUGAUCCACUCAUACGGCCUCACGGAGACGUAUGGCGCGGCGACGGUCUGCGCAUGGAUGCCCGAGUGGGACGCGCUGCCGGCAGAGGAGCAGGCGGAGAUCAAGGCGCGGCAGGGGCUCCAACACUUGGGCCUGGAGGUGGACGUGAAGGACCCGGCGACGAUGCGCAGCAUCCCGGCUGACGGGAAGACCGUGGGGGAGGUGAUGCUCCGGGGCAACACGGUGAUGAGCGGGUACUACAAGGACGCGCCCGCCACGGCUAAGGCGAUGGCCGGCGGGUGGUUCCGGUCGGCUGACCUUGCGGUGCGAAACCCCGGGGACGGGUACCUGAAGUUCCAGGAACGGUCCCAGGACGUCAUCAUGUCCUGCGGGGAGAAGAUCAGCACGAUCCAGGUGGAGGAAGCGUUGUUCGCGCACCCGGCGGUGGCGGAGGCGGCCGUGGUCGGGCGGCCCGACGAGCAUUCGGGUGAGACGCCGUGCGCGUUCGUGGUGCUGAGGAGGAAGAGGGAGGUGGAGGCGGAGGAGGUGAUGGAGUUCUGCAGGGAGAAGCUGCCGCGGUACAAGGCGCCGAGUACGGUGGUGGUCGUGGAUGAGCUGCCCAAGACGGCGACGGGAAAUGUGCAAAAGUUGUUGCUCCGGGAGAAGGCCAGGGCCAUGGGCAGCCUCUCCGAUCCUCCACCGUCUCCCGUCCUUGAGGAGGAGCAUGAAGAAGCACCCAACAAGGUGUAA
Molecule: messenger RNA, 1701 nt
Organism: Lolium rigidum
Lineage: Eukaryota; Viridiplantae; Streptophyta; Magnoliopsida; Poales; Poaceae
Product: butanoate--CoA ligase AAE1-like
Exons: 2
Coding region: 1-1701 (566 amino acids)
Source: RefSeq, a predicted model, not a curated record